Oryza brachyantha (malo sina) is the source of this 1515-nucleotide messenger RNA. RefSeq names its product cytochrome P450 87A3-like. The record is from RefSeq and is a predicted model, not a curated record. The transcript is spliced from 9 exons. Lineage: Eukaryota; Viridiplantae; Streptophyta; Magnoliopsida; Poales; Poaceae. Gene Ontology annotation, biological process: sterol metabolic process. Gene Ontology annotation, molecular function: monooxygenase activity; heme binding; oxidoreductase activity, acting on paired donors, with incorporation or reduction of molecular oxygen. Bases 1 to 1515 code for a protein of 504 amino acids.
AUGGAGGGCGCGGCAGUGGCGGCGGCUGGAGGAGGCGCCACGCCUUCGUCGUUGCCUUGCAAUAUUGCUCUCACCGCCGGCUUGGCCGUGCUGGCAGCUGCCUGGCUUUUGGCGUCGAUCAGACGGAGGAACACGAACGCCAUUGCCGGCGGUCGCGGGGCAGGAGGGAGGCUGCCGCCGGGGUCGAGGGGCCUCCCGUUUCUCGGCGAGACGCUCCAGUUCUUCGCCCAGAGCCCUUCCCUCGAGCUGCACGGCUUCUUCAAGCGCCGUAUGGAUAGGUACGGUCCAGUUUUCAGGACCAACAUCGUUGGGGAAGACUUGAUCGUCUCCCUUGAUCCAGAGGUGAACAACUUCGUGUUUCAACAAGAGGGGAGGCUGUUUCAGUUGUGGUACCCAUAUUCGGUCAUGAGGAUCUUUGGUAUCCCCACCAUUGCCACAACGCUGGGGCCAUUGCACAGGCUCAUGAGGAGCUUGGUCCUCCGGUUCUUGGGCCCUGAAGCCCUUCGGCAAUCCGUGCUUCAUGAGGUGCAGAAGACUGCUGAGGCAGCCCUGCUCUCGUGGCUUGAUCAGCCGAGCAUCGAGUGCAAGGAGGCACUGUCAAGCAUGAUAUUCAGCGUUACAGCCAAGAAGAUAAUCAGCUAUGACUCCGAGACCUCAGAUGGAAUGAUGUGGAAACACUACGAUACUUUCUUUGGGAACCUAAUAACAUUUCCACUAUGCAUUCCUGGCACUGCAUUUCACAAAUGUAUGCAGGGGCGAAAGAAUGUCAUGAAGAUGCUGAAAGAAUUGUUCGACGAGAGGAGGGGGAAAACAGCACGGCGCCCGGCGGAAAGCAUCGACUUCAUCGAUGUGCUGCUCGAAGAGCUGAAGCAGGAGAAGCCCGCAUUGAGUGAGAGUACCGCGUUGGAACUGAUCUUCUUGCUACUAUUUGCCAGCUUCGAGACCAUUGCGUCCGCGACAACUGCAGUGCUCACUUUUCUGACGGAUAAUCCGGAGGCCUUGCAGGAACUGACAGAAGAGCACGAUUAUAUUCAGAAAAGAAGGGCCGAUCGGAGCUCUAAAAUCACAUGGGAGGAAUACAAAUCUAUGAAGUUCACAUCUCAUGUCAUACAUGAAGCUUUAAGGCUGGCUAACGUUGCUCCAGGGAUGUUUAGAACAGCCACAGAGGAUGUUCAUAUAAAAGGUUUUGCUAUUCCGAAAGGAUCAAAAAUUAUGGUUUGCUCAGCCUCUGUUCACCUAAACCCUGCCGUUUAUAAGGACCCCAAUAUAUUCAAUCCUUGGAGAUGGAAGGAUACUGCUGAACCAGCUGGUGGUGGCUCCAAGGAUUUCAUGGCCUUUGGAGGGGGUGUGCGCUUAUGCGUUGGCUCAGAUUUCGCCAAACUGCAUAUGGCGGUCUUUCUCCACUGCUUAGUCACAAAGUACAGAUGGAAAGCGAUCAAGGGAGGAAAAAUGACGCUUUCUCCAGGACUACGAUUCCCUGAAGGCUUUCGUAUCCAACUUCUCCCAAAAGCUUAA